Messenger RNA from Exophiala bonariae, 1656 nucleotides. RefSeq lists its product as uncharacterized. Gene Ontology annotation, cellular component: plasma membrane. Gene Ontology annotation, molecular function: transmembrane transporter activity. Lineage: Eukaryota; Fungi; Ascomycota; Eurotiomycetes; Chaetothyriales; Herpotrichiellaceae. The record is from RefSeq and is a predicted model, not a curated record. The transcript is spliced from 3 exons. Bases 1 to 1656 code for a protein of 551 amino acids. Gene Ontology annotation, biological process: transmembrane transport.
AUGCCUUUCGGUAUCCUUGAAUGCAAUAAGCUCGAGAUUGUGCCUGGCACAGCUUUCCUGAAUGAUCAGAACGAGGUUCCUCGAGAAUAUGCUGGCUUGGAUAAGAGCCAACUCAAACAUGGCACAGGCAGAUAUUCUCAUGUCAUCUUAGUACCGCAACCUUCCGAUGACCCUAAUGACCCUUUGAACUGGCCGUGGUGGCAAAAGGAGAUGAUACUUCUGAUUGUCGGGCUCUCAUCAGCGAUAACAGGUGCCUACGGUCCUAUGCUCUCACCAGGUUUCGUCCAAAUCGCUGAUGAGCUUCACAUCUCCGUCACCGCUUUGGCUCAGGCUACUGCAUGGAUGAUUCUCGCCUGUGGACUUGCACUCUUCAUUCUCAACGCCCUGGCCAAGGUUUACGGGAAAAGACCAAUGUACCUUUUCGCUAUCACUCUGCUGUUCAUCAGCGCGCUCAUUGGAGGCACUGCCAAAAAUGAUCAAAUGUUCCUGACCAGCCGUGUCUUGGGAGGCAUUGGCGGUGGUCCCUUCGAAAUUCUCAUCCAGUGCACAAUCGGUGACCUUUAUUUUGUCCAUGAGCGCGCGACUCGAAUUGCAUUCUGGAAUUUGUGCCUGUUUGUUGGAAUAUCCCUAGGUUCUAUCAUCUCAGGAUAUGUAAUCUCGAACAUCGGUUGGAAUUGGUGCUUCUGGAUAUCUGCCGUGUUUUAUGGGAUCGCCGGCUUGCUUAUCUUUUUCUGCGUACCAGAAACGACAUACGAACGAAAAGAUAAUGUGGUUUUGAAACCUUCGGUCGAAGAGAGAUUUGAUGAUGAGAAGGGCGUACUACGAUCGACAGUUGCUGUGCAUCUUGAACAUGACGAUCAGCACGGCGACCCAUUGAACAGGGCGGCUACCGUACCAGAGAAGAUGUCCUACUGGCGGUCUCUGCGACUUCUCACCGGUCGUCACAGCAAGGCAUCAAUUUUUACAGUUUUCAGUCGCCCUUUCGUCCUUUUCAUGUACCCGGCCAUCGGACUAACCUUUCUGACAUACGGCGUCAUGAUAACAUGGUACGUUGCCUUCUCCGUCGUCGUCGGCAUCAUUUUCGUUGCCCCGCCAUACAACUUCACGAUCUCACAAGUCGGUCUCGUCAAUCUCUCACCUCUUAUCUUCUCUAUCAUUGGCGAAGUUAUUUCUGGUCCACUCAAUGAUGCACUUUGUUUAUGUUUGACCAAGAAGAACAAGGGAAUUUACGAGCCAGAGUUUCGUUUAGUCCUGAUGGCGGUCGUCGCCCUUACUGGUGCAGUGGGAUUCUAUGGCUUCGGUCUGACUGUCCACUACCAAACUCAUUGGGCUGGGCCCGUUCUCACUUAUGGCAUUUGCAGUCUCUCACUUGCGUUUGUCUCUACCUGCAUGUUUGGGUACGUCCUUGACAGCCAUCCCAAGUUGAACGAGGAGGCUUUUGUCGUUAUCAACGCGCGAGCCGUCCUGGGUUUUGGACUGUUCUACGUGCUCGCGCCAUGGCUGAUGACAUCUGGCAUACUCAAUGUUUUUGUGGUGUUUGGCAGUAUCACACUUUUCACCUGCGCCCUGAUUAUCCCCUUGUGGAUCUUUGGCAAGCGUUGGCGCAGCUGGAUCGCCAGGAACGAGUUACUACAGCGUCUGACUAGUGAUACAUGA